AUGGAGUUUCGGCUCCGGUUGAGAUCGGCUGCGCGGGCGGAUUUGCAACAUUCUCCGGAGGAAGUGUUUGUGUUGCCGGUGGGAUUGGCAUUUGUGCUUGACUCGAAACACCGGCUUGAGGAUUCGUCUGAAGGCUUAGCACUUGUUGAAGGACGGGUCCUAAACUGCUCAGGGUGCCGGCUAGAUGAGCUACUUGAUCUUCAAGAAAUGCUAGGCGUCUCUGACUCGAACUCCCUCCUCCAGGGCGAUUGUCCUGUCCUGCAUGUCGAGACACUGAUCGGCCUCGAGGCUCUCUGGAUCGUUCUCGGGGAGGACCAGCAUUUCCAGUUCCAGAUUCAUCCAUGGCUCUCAAUCUCUACGGAUGUGAGGUUGUGA
Durusdinium trenchii is the source of this 375-nucleotide messenger RNA. Lineage: Eukaryota; Dinophyceae; Suessiales; Symbiodiniaceae. The record is from the annotation of a GenBank genome assembly.